Messenger RNA from Cyphellophora europaea CBS 101466, 1530 nucleotides. Its product is annotated as aspartyl aminopeptidase. The transcript has 3 exons. Gene Ontology annotation, molecular function: metalloaminopeptidase activity; zinc ion binding. Lineage: Eukaryota; Fungi; Ascomycota; Eurotiomycetes; Chaetothyriales; Cyphellophoraceae. Gene Ontology annotation, biological process: proteolysis. Gene Ontology annotation, cellular component: fungal-type vacuole. The record is from RefSeq and is a predicted model, not a curated record. The coding region runs from base 1 to 1530 and encodes 509 amino acids.
AUGCCUCCUACCGUGACCACCAAGAUGGCGGCCAAUGAUUUCUUGAGCUUCGUCAAUGCUUCACCGACUCCGUUCCAUGCUGUUAGAUCUGUCAAGGAGAAGCUGACCAAGGCUGGUUUCACAGAGAUCAAGGAGAAGGAAUCAUGGUCAUCAACUUGCCAGCCUGGUGGCAGGUAUUAUCUGACUCGAAAUGGCUCGACCAUCGUAGCGUUCGCAAUCGGCAAUAAGUGGCGGCCUGGAAAUGCCAUAUCCAUGAUCGGUGCCCACACUGACUCGCCCUGCCUGCGCAUCAAGCCGGUUAGCAAGAAGCAAGGAGACGGCUUCAUCCAGGUGGGAGUGGAGACUUACGGCGGCGGGCUGUGGCAUACGUGGUUCGACCGCGAUCUUGGUAUCGCAGGGCGAGCAAUGGUAAGAGAUGGUAACGGCAGUGUUGUGCAGAAGCUGGUUCGCGUCGAUAGACCCAUCCUCCGCAUACCCACUCUUGCCAUUCACCUUGAUCGCCAAGAGAAGUUCGAGUUCAACAAGGAGACUCAGCUCUUCCCCAUUGCCGGCCUGGUCGCCGCUGAGUUGAAAAGACAAGAGAAGAACAAGACUGGCGAUGAAAAAGAGGGCGAUGAUACCGAGGACAAGCCUUUCAGUCCGCUUAAGACAAUCACGACGAGACACCACUCGCUUAUUGUCGAGUUGAUCGCUGCGGAAGCUGGCGUGGAUGCUGAGGAUGUCGUGGAUUUCGAGGUCGUGCUCUAUGAUACCCAAAAAGCCUGCCUUGGUGGGUUGACCGAAGAGUUUAUCUUCUCGGCAAGACUUGACAAUCUCAACCAGACCUACUGUGCUACGCAAGGCUUGAUCGAGUCGCUGAAGGCCGAGGACGCCCUCGACGAAGAGUCAUCGAUCCGUCUAAUUGCCUGCUUCGACCACGAAGAGAUCGGCAGCAUGACUGCCCAGGGCGCCUUCUCCAUGAUGCUUCCUGGAAUUCUGCGAAGGCUUUCAGUUCUCCCGGCCUCGUCGUUUGCAGAUGAAGCAUCCGAGAAAUCUUACGACAAGACCACGGAGCCCGACUUGUCUACUGCCUACGAGCAGACAAUGUCAAGCUCUUUUCUAUUGUCCGCCGACAUGGCACAUUCAGUCAAUCCAAACUAUGGAGGCAAGUACGAGUCGGAUCAUCGCCCAGAGAUGAACCAGGGUCCCGUGAUCAAGAUCAAUGCAAAUGCCCGAUAUGCAACCAACUCUCCGGGUAUCGUGCUCCUCCAAGAAGUCGCUCGAAAAGCUGCCAAGAUCACCAAUGAUGAUGCUGAGGGUGUACCGCUCCAGCUCUUUGUCGUCCGAAACGAUUCUAGUUGCGGGAGCACAAUUGGACCCAUGCUAUCAGCUCAUCUCGGCGCCAGAACACUCGACUUGGGAAAUCCUCAACUCUCAAUGCACAGUUGCCGCGAGACUGGCGGUACAGAUGACGUCCAUCACGCCGUGAGAUUGUUCAGCAGUUUCUUCCAACACUACUCCGCUCUGGAGAAGACCAUACUUGUUGACUGA